Parasteatoda tepidariorum (common house spider) is the source of this 1338-nucleotide messenger RNA. The record is from RefSeq and is a predicted model, not a curated record. NCBI's taxonomy places the organism in Eukaryota, Metazoa, Arthropoda, Arachnida, Araneae, Theridiidae.
AUGGAAGAGGUGAAGGAAAAUUCAGAUGUCGAAACCGGAUACUAUCUACCACAUCACGGUGUCUUACGUCCAUCAAACAAAACUACUAAACUUCGUGUAGUUUUCAACGCGAGUUCGAAAACUUCCAGUGGAUAUUCUUUAAAUGAUUUACUGUGCAAGGGAGGAGUACUUCAAGAAGAUCUCUUCUCGAUCCUAAUUAGAUUUAGAAAACACGCUUAUGCAUUUACAGCAGAUAUAAAACAAAUGUUCAGGAUGAUUGAGGUUAAUCCUUCGCAAACCAAGCUUCAAAGAAUUAUGUGGAAGAACAGUAAAAACGCGCCUACUAAAGUUUAUGAGUUGCGAACUGUAACAUACGGAACCGCAUCAGCUCCAUACUUAGCUACAAGGGUUCUGCAACAACUUGCCCUAGAUGAGCAGAAGGAUUUUCCUAUAGCGUCUAAGGCAGUACUUCAAGAUUUCUAUACGAACGACUGCCUCUCUGGUGCUCCAGAAGUUAGCGAAUUCGAAAAACUCAAAUCAGAAUUAACACAGCUGCUCCAACGAGGAGGUAUGACUUUGCACAAAUGGUGCUCUAACAAGGCAUCAUCAACUGAUUUUAAGGAAUUCUCGCUUGACCGAAAUUCUGAUGAAAUAAUGGUCAAAACUUUAGGAAUGCUUUGGAACAGUUUAACUGAUUCAUUUACGUAUAAGGUUACCACCAGCACAGAUUGCAACUACACCAAAAGAGAUGUACUUUCACAAAUAGCUCGCAUCUAUGACCCACUAGGACUCCUAGGACCUGUCAUUGCCAAAGCUAAAAUACUUAUGCAGCAAUUGUGGUUGCUUCAAUUGGACUGGAACGAAACACUACCUCCAGAUGUGUCCAAACAAUGGGAAAACUUCAUCAAAACUCUACCAGAUAUCGAAUCCAUUCAUUUUCCCAGAUGUUUCUUGGAAGUUAGUGCAAGGUUCGUAGUGUUACACGGAUUUGCAGACGCAUCUUCAAAGGCUUAUGGAUCAGUAAUUUACAUACAAAAUGCAUCUAACUCCAAUGAAGUAACUACCCAACUUCUUUGUAGUAAAUCGCGGGUUGCACCAACCAAAUCCAUGACAAUCCCUAGACUUGAGCUUUGCUCCUGUCUACUCCUCUCAAAACUUACACAAAGGGUCAUAGCUGCAGUAAGACUCGAAAUACACUCAGUUAUAUUAUAUUCAGAUUCAGCGAUAGCCCUAGCAUGGAUAAAUUCUCCUUCUAAUUUGCUCAAAAUAUUUGUAAGCAACCGAGUGUCUCAAAUUCAGCAACUAUCCAAAGAUUUCCAAUGGAAACAUAUUCCAUCAGAGCUUAACCCCGCAGACUAG